CGACGCUUAAAAUGUGUAUUCACUGCAUCAAGGGAUUAAUAGUCGAUAUGGACGUCGCCCAGUGUUAGGAAUGAUCGAUUUGCUUAAAUGGCCAUGGAAGAUACAACCAAAUACGGGACGUCGACCGUCCUUUUAACAAGCGUCAGUGAUGCUGAAGAAAAACCCAAAGAGUUGGAAGGAUUUCCUUGUAUUUCGCCCAUGGAUGACGAUUAUCUUCUCCAUAAAGAAAAGCAGAUGCCAACACAGUUGAUGGAUAGGUGGAGGAAGGCAGCCCUUGUGAUAUCAUACGCUUCUGUGUUUACAACUUUUGUGAUUGGAGUUUGUGCAUUUGUCAUCUCCACCUUGGCGAGAAGUUCUGCUGCAUUUGGUUUUGCUUUUGAUUCACUACUAGAUGUUUGUUCAUCAGUGGUUGUAAUUUGGAGAUUCUGUGGUUUAGCUGGACAAACUUACUCUUGGGAAAGAGAAAGAAGGGCAUGUAUAGCAAUUGCUGCAUUAUUUGUGUUAUCUGGUACUGGAAUAUUUAUUAGAGCAGUCAGGUCAUUGAUUGUGGAAAAGCAUCCUAUAAGGUUCACAGGUGUUGAGGCAAUUUCUGGUGUCAGUUUAGUGGCGUUUACAAUUUUAGCCUGGAUAAAAUUUGUUACAGCUGAAAAACUUCAUAGUGAAGCUCUACGAACUGAUGGUUAUUAGCAAAUCUUCUUUCUUCAAAAGGAAAAGCCGCUCCCCCCACAUGGGAAGGAUUCGACUAGUACACUGUAAGCAUCCCUAAAUAGUGGGGGAACCUUGACCAGCUGGGCAGGAGAAUUUUCUUGGAAAUAAGUUUUUACACAGUCAAGCUUCUGUUCUGUAAGGGAUUAAUUCCCUGUCCUGUUGCCACUUUUCUUCAAUUAAAGACCAGGACAAUAGAGAGGAAUGAGGAGAGAAAAUUUAGGAAGGACAAUGCUCCUGAGAACUGUAUGUUACACAUGAAUACCUUUGGCUCACAGAUGUCACUUUGUUUCCUUAUUUGUGUGUAUAAAGAAAGAGGAGUGUUAGAGGAUCAAGUUGAAAAAUCUCUAACUGUAGGGCUGUGCUCUGAAGGUGCUGGGUUAGUAAGAGCAACCUGUGGAUGACUUUUAUCAGUUUUCUUAUUAGAAAGCUUUUAAAAGUUGGGCACAUAAAUUUUGUGAGAGAAAAGUUUUCACUCACCCACUGAUUCUUCAUCGACUUUGGAUCACAGCUUUGAGCUGAUUAUUUUCAUCCCAUCUCAGUGAUUGGCCUAAAACUACUCUUUGACCCUUCAACCUUUAAGAGUGAUAAGCAUCCAAUUUCUCCCAAGACUAGCACCCCUAAAUCAAACAUUGAGGUGAUGGGAAUUGUAAACUGAUGUUAUGGCGUUAAGGUUAAUUUAAAGUCAGUGAGUAGAACUUUCUAUUUGCAUCGGCAAGGUAAUUUAUAACUAAGUAUUUUGAUAUGUACAUAGUGUAUCUAUUUAUCAAGUUCAAUAUUUUUUGAAUAAGAACUCAUUUAGGCGAUAUUAUUUAUUAGUGAUUUCUUUGCACUAUGUGAGGUGAUAUAUUCACAAUUUGUGCCUUCUUAAGGCAACAAAAAAUUGCAAGAAAUUAGAACUCAAUGCUCAUGUGUAAGGAUGUUUUAAGUUAUUUUUACACUUAAGAAAAUUCAGGAAAUGUGACGUAGCCUUAUUUAUUAAAUAUUUAUUGUGUCUCCCACGUCAGUGACGAAAGCAAAUUAGAUGACCAUUAAGUGUCAGCUGUUUUGCUAUUUUUGGAGGCUUUUGUUGCCUGUUUUUUAUUUUUAUUAACAUAUUUUUUUAUUUUCGGUUAACUAGACUUAUUAUGAUGGUGAAAUUAUCCCAUAUAAAGAGAAAUAUGUUGAUUAUGGAACUUG
Molecule: messenger RNA, 1884 nt
Organism: Pocillopora damicornis (cauliflower coral)
Lineage: Eukaryota; Metazoa; Cnidaria; Anthozoa; Scleractinia; Pocilloporidae
Product: transmembrane protein 163a
Biological process (GO): monoatomic cation transport; transmembrane transport
Cellular component (GO): membrane
Molecular function (GO): monoatomic cation transmembrane transporter activity
Source: RefSeq, a predicted model, not a curated record